Hemibagrus wyckioides is the source of this 1506-nucleotide messenger RNA. It is a transcript of the gene zp2l2, whose product is annotated as zona pellucida glycoprotein 2, like 2. Bases 1 to 1506 code for a protein of 501 amino acids. The record is from RefSeq and is a predicted model, not a curated record. Lineage: Eukaryota; Metazoa; Chordata; Actinopteri; Siluriformes; Bagridae. Gene Ontology annotation, cellular component: egg coat. The transcript has 9 exons. Gene Ontology annotation, biological process: prevention of polyspermy; binding of sperm to zona pellucida. Gene Ontology annotation, molecular function: acrosin binding; structural constituent of egg coat.
AUGAUGGUGAAGGUGCUGCCUGUGCUGGCGUUAGUGUGCCUUAUCCUAUAUGCCAGUUUUUGUAGUGCCCAAGUACCAAAAAUCCUACCAUGGCAAACUCCAUCAGUUAACAUGAGCAAUCAUGUGGAUCAGAGUCAGUUAACGCAACCAGGAGUCGCUCAGCGAGAAGGAAAGCUGCUUCAGGAAUCACACACAGGGAUUAAUCGAUCACAGCAGCAGAUCCACAGGGUCUCUGAAUCAUCACAGCUGUGUGAGGUGGAUGAAUCUUCACGGGUGGGUUGUGGUGAACCUGGCAUCAGUCCUGCCGAGUGUGAAGCGCUCGAAUGUUGUUAUGAUAACCGAAGGUUCAUACAAGCUUACCAUGGGCCCAUGUGCUAUUAUGGAAAAGCAGUCACUGUACAGUGCACCAUGGAUGGACAGGUUAUACUGGUCAUAUCCAGAGAUGUCACAAUACCGAGAAUCAAACUGGACUGCCUCAGUAUCCCUGAGGCGACUGGUGGCCCCUGUGAAGUUGUUGACAGCAACGAUGACUUUGCCAUCUACCAGUUCCCAGUCACAGCCUGUGGUUCAAGAAAGAAGGUAGAAGGUGACUAUAUUGUUUACGAGAACGCCAUGGCAUCGUCGUAUGAAGUGGGUUUUGGUCCUCAUGGUACAAUCACAAGAGACAGCUCUUUUGAGCUAACGUUCCAGUGCAGAUAUUUGGCUACAGCGGUGGAGGAUUUAGUGGUAGAUGUGAACACACCUCCUCCUCCUCCUCCUCCUCCUGUGGUUCAGCAAGGCAUCCUGAGAAUGAAGCUGCGGCUUGCUAAUGGGGUGUGUACCACUAAAGGGUGUUCUGAUGCUGACGUGUAUAGCUCAUACUACACGGAAGCUGACUACCCUGUGACGAAGGUACUGCGGGAUCCAGUGUACGUAGAAGUACGCAUUCUGGAGAGGACGGAUCCAAAUAUCGCCCUUGUGUUGAACCACUGCUGGGCCACUAGUUCCCCAGAUUUCUCGAGUAAACCUCAGUGGGACCUCCUGGUUGCAGGGUGUCCUUAUGAAGAUGACCGCUUCCGGACCACUCUGGUUCCUGUAGGUCUGUCCUCAGGUCUGCAGUAUCCGACUCACUACAGGCGCUUCGUGGUGACGAUGUUUACCUUUGUAGACAAGGAUCUAAUAAUACCUCAAAAGGAACAGCUCUUCAUCCACUGCAGUACGGCUGUGUGCCAGCUCUCCGCUACAGAGUCCUGUGAACCUAGCUGUCAUAGGACAAGAAGAUCCAUUCCAGCUGCACAGGAUUCUGGAAAGAAGUUCCUAGUCUCUAGUGGAAUAGUCAUCUUUAUCGCUGACCUUCAAGCUUCAGCUCAAAGCCAAGCAGACCGCAUGUCUUUAGUGUCUCUGGGUAUUGGCUAUGGACUGUAUGGUGUAGCUGCUCUCACGGCAAUGAGUAUCUGUGUGCUCCUGAUGGAAGUUCUGAGACGAAGGCCAAAACAGCAUCCUGGUCUUCAGAUAACACUGCUGUAG